This is a messenger RNA of Drosophila serrata, 2301 nucleotides long. It is a transcript of the gene Sugb, whose product is annotated as Sugar baby transporter. Gene Ontology annotation, molecular function: transmembrane transporter activity. NCBI's taxonomy places the organism in Eukaryota, Metazoa, Arthropoda, Insecta, Diptera, Drosophilidae. Gene Ontology annotation, cellular component: membrane. The record is from RefSeq and is a predicted model, not a curated record.
AUGAAGGCCAUCGAUAAGGAGCUGCUGCCUAUGAAGGCUCACUACUUUCUCUUCAAUGCAGGCACCGCUCCCGUCGUCCCCUUUAUGCCCACCCUCGCCGGCCAGCUGGGAUACUCCCCCGCAGUAGUGGGCACCAUGUACAUGAUAUUGCCCAUCAUUGGAAUGCUGGCGAAGCCCCUCUUUGGCUACAUUGCAGACCGGUACCAUAAACAUCGAACCCUCUUCCUAGGCGGCCAAGUACUCACAGGACUUGCCUUCUUCAUGAUCAUGUUUGUGCCGGGAAUGGAGAAGCCGCUGCCCAAGGUGGAGUUCCACUGUCAUCAGGGCGUAUCCAAUGUUCGGUUCUGCUCCCAGUACGGUGAGUGCGUGGAAAAGAAUCUGGAAAGGUUUUACGGCAAUCGAACCCUGGGCUGCGAACUCCAGUGCGAGGCACAGCCAUUCCUUUGGGAUAUUGUGUGCCAGGAUUGGCUGCAAAACAAGACAGAGAACUGUGCCGCGAAUCGCACAAAUCCCCAGCUGGACUUCAGCUCCAGCAUCAACAUGAAUGACAUCGUCGACGAGGGCGGCUGUAUGUACUUUAUGAUUCCCCAUGAUCAUGGCCAGAUUGCGGGUCAGAAUGUCACAUUUAUUUGUCCCAAGGAGAAGGACUACUUCAAGACCAACUGUACCAUGGACUGCAAGGAGGAUUACCUCAAGGAACAGUUGGCAGAGAGUGCAGUGAUUAACACGCGCAGUGCCAUGGCCAUGCCACAGUUUUGGUUCUUCUUCGGAAUGCUCAUCUUUAGCUGGAUCGGCAUGGCGGUAGUGGUCAGCAUCGGAGAUGCCAUUUGCUUUGGAAUCCUUGGCGAGCGUCAUCAUCUGUAUGGCAAGCAACGGCUGUGCGGAUCCCUUGGCUGGGGAAUAUUCGCCUUGCUGGCCGGUGUCCUCGUGGAUCAUAUGUCCGUGGGUGAGGUGAACAAGAACUACACGGCUGUAUUUUGGAUGGCUCUGCUCAUAAUGGGAUUCGAUGUGUUUGCCUCCUCCAAGCUAAGGCACACCCAGACACAUUUAUCGUCCAACAUCGUGAAGGAUGUCGGCCAAAUGUUCCUCUCUCUACGCUGCGUCAUCUUCUUUCUGUGGUGCGUGGCUAUUGGUCUGGGCACAGCGCUGAUCUGGAACUUCCUUUUCAUCUAUCUGGAGCAGCUGGACAAGGCGUUCGAGGGAUGCGACAGUUCAAUCAAGACUCUAGAGGGGUUGGUCAUGAGCAUUCAAUGCUUUGGCGGUGAGCUGCCCUUUUUUUUCCUUUCGGGAUGGAUUCUGAAGAAGAUUGGACAUGUGAACGCCAUGAGCCUUGUGCUCUUCGGGUUCGGAGUGCGAUUCAUUCUGUACUCGAUGCUGCAGAAUCCGUGGUACAUUCUUCCCAUCGAACUGAUGAACGGGGUGACUUUCGGACUCUUUUACGCCACCAUGGCCUCCUAUGCGAGCAUUGUGGCUCCACCGGGCACCGAGGCUACCAUGCAGAGCCUGGUGGGUGCCAUUUUUGAGGGAGUCGGCGUCUCCAUGGGCAGCCUUAUUGGGGGACUGCUCUUCGAGUCGGUUUCUGCUCGCACCACCUUCGAGAUCUUUGGAAUCGGCGCCUUCAUUAUCUUCGUGGUGCACGUAUCCAUUCAGAUGUACCUGCAACGCAAUAGAAACACUGACGAAAACGGCACUGUCAAGUAUUUUGCACCGACAGAUGCAAUGCACAUGCUGAAUGAUCAGGAGUAUAGUAGAGUUAGCUAAACCAAUCACCAAAAAUAAACACCAAUCACCAAGAACAGUCACCAAUGAACCAGCGAGAGCAACAGUAACCAGAUCCAACUCCGCUACAGAUCAGCUGUGAAUGCUCCUCCACUCCGACAUCUUUCUACUCUCGAUGCUGCAUGUUAACUCAACUGUUUUGUAUUGUAAACGUGCUUUAAUUUAGUAGUAACUUAUUUUAGUAAUCACACACUCCCACACACAACACACUGACGCGUGCAUAUGUGCACGCUGUGUACGCGGAAGUACCUUGCCCAUUUACCUUUGAAUUAAAUGUGAGAACUUAAUUAUUUGUAGAACUACAAGCGCAGUCAGUCGGUCGGUUAAGCAUGAUCCGAUUUUCUUACCGUGAAUUUAAGCCGCUGCUGCCUUGGCGCUGUGAAUGUGUAGCCAUUGUUUUCCCACCACACCAUCUUACUGUUUAAUGUAUACAUAUAAAUUAUAUUUUUAUAUAAUUAUAAAUAAUAUUUGUAGCUAGUUGUAGCUUCCUUUGUUCCGGGUGCAUGUAUGUAGCUUUUUCUU